AUGAAACUACAAAUGCAACUGGGUUCACUUCUUCAAAAGAUUGGAUACGAGGAGGAAUCUAAUGACGACAUGUUUAUUAAAUGUUUAAGACAAGAAGCUCUAAAAUGGGCUUGUAUUCUCGGUGACAGCAAAUGCAAAAAACAUGCUGAAUAUAAGUUGCAAUGGCAUUUGUCAAAUACAACAGAAAAUAAACUAUUACCAUGGUGGAGGGAAUGGACGUUCUGUAAUGGGUUAUCUGUAUCUAGAUCUAUUUCUUUUGACAAACUAUUUAAAGAUUGGGAUGAAAUGUUGAAAAUUAAAAAGACUACAAAAUAAUUAACGAGGAAAUGCAUGA
Messenger RNA from Pogonomyrmex barbatus (red harvester ant), 334 nucleotides. RefSeq lists its product as uncharacterized. NCBI's taxonomy places the organism in Eukaryota, Metazoa, Arthropoda, Insecta, Hymenoptera, Formicidae. The record is from RefSeq and is a predicted model, not a curated record.